CGGAGGGUGAAGAGGCGGCUGACGCUCGCUGCCCUCCUCUACCUGCUCUUCAUGACCGGCGAGCUCGUGGGUGGAUAUGUUGCUAACAGUCUAGCCAUUAUGACAGAUGCACUUCAUAUGUUGACUGACCUUAGCGGUAUUAUUUUGACCCUCCUUGCUCUCUGGCUGUCUGCAAAAUCUCCCACAAAGAGGUUCACUUUUGGAUUUCAUCGCUUGGAAGUACUGUCAGCCAUCAUCAGUGUAUUGCUGGUCUAUAUCCUUAUGGCAUUCCUCUUGUAUGAAGCUGUUCAAAGAACUAUCCAUAUGGACUAUGAAAUAAACGGUGAUAUCAUGCUGAUUACAGCAGCCGUCGGUGUUGCCGUUAACUUGAUAAUGGGUUUUUUGCUGAAUCAAUCUGGCCACCUUCACUCCCACUCCCACUCCCACCCUCACGUACCUCAGUCGAACUCUCCUGGCGCAGCCCACAGCAGCAGCCACGGCCACAGCAGCCUGGCCGUGAGAGCAGCAUUUGUACAUGCCCUUGGGGACCUGGUGCAGAGUAUUGGGGUGCUCGUCGCUGCCUACAUCAUACGCUUCAAGCCAGAAUACAAGAUUGCUGAUCCCAUAUGUACAUACGUAUUCUCCAUACUAGUGGUUUUGACAACCGUUCGAAUUCUGUGUGACACAGGAGUUAUUAUUCUGGAAG
Messenger RNA from Eurypyga helias (sunbittern), 685 nucleotides. It is a transcript of the gene SLC30A4, whose product is annotated as solute carrier family 30 (zinc transporter), member 4. Gene Ontology annotation, cellular component: plasma membrane. Gene Ontology annotation, molecular function: zinc ion transmembrane transporter activity. Gene Ontology annotation, biological process: response to zinc ion; zinc ion transmembrane transport. NCBI's taxonomy places the organism in Eukaryota, Metazoa, Chordata, Aves, Eurypygiformes, Eurypygidae. The transcript has 5 exons. The record is from RefSeq and is a predicted model, not a curated record. The annotation marks the transcript as partial.